Molecule: messenger RNA, 1605 nt
Organism: Penicillium cataractarum
Lineage: Eukaryota; Fungi; Ascomycota; Eurotiomycetes; Eurotiales; Aspergillaceae
Exons: 2
Coding region: 1-1605 (534 amino acids)
Source: RefSeq, a predicted model, not a curated record
AUGGCUGCACUUGAUAAUCUCUCAGUAGCGGCCAACGUACUGCAGGUUAUUGGCUUUGCCGACACAGUCUUUCGUGCAGGGAAAAAUCUCUACGACCUCUUCGACAAGGCUCGGUCUGCAUCAAGGAAUAUUACGCUGUUGCUUCUCGAGCUCCAAGCGUUGCUAUCGAUUGUGGCCUUCGUCCAUGUGGUUAUCAACGAACAUGCGUCAUCGCCGUUCGCACAAGAUGAUGGCCACAUGCUGCCAAAUGUCCACACAAUUCUAACGCUAAUCGAACAAGACUUUCGACACCUGAGAGGACUACUAGGGCAGGUGGCUGGUUCCGGAAGUGAACGCUGGUUAUCAUUAUUCGGAAGCCUUCGAUGGGCGCUGAAAGACCAUGAGAUUGCGGCUUCAAGAUACAGACUUGCUCACUACACUCAGAACUUGACUGCUGCCUUGUCUGUUUCUGGAAGUCGGAAAGAUGGUGUUAUUACUCCGGGCACCGUGGGUUUCAACUGUUCAGGCCCUUCAUUUAUCAACUGUUUCCAUCCAAAAAUCAACAUCUAUGAGAAGGCAGAUCAAACAGUCUUUUUUGAUACUGGCAACUACACGCUCGGCCAGAUCACGAAACCAGCCCUGCUACUUCGAGAUUCACUCAUUCGAUCUUUUCAAGCAAUGCACGUCAAGCAUGUUGUGAGCAUUAGCAAAGCUCAACUGGAGCACUUGCAAGUGCUCUUCGAAUUAUUUCUUGCAUCAGCUCAUACAUCGUCAGCCGAGGCUAUCAUAGAGAAGUACGGCAACAAUUCAAGAACCAAGCGACUCGAUCGAGCCUUCCCUGCCAAAAAAUGCGAGGACUCGCAAAGACGAGGAAUCGAGUCCAGCAUCAUGGCAAAGAGAUCCUUACCGACAUACCUGCAAGUAACGGAUAUGACACUCGAUACCAACGUCGGUUCUGUGAAGGGAACGGUAUAUUCAGCAUGGUCUUGCAUAAAUUCCAGAACUCUAGCAUUUGCUUUCGAAUACCUGGGGGACAAAAGGCUCGGGUUAUCGCCUUUUACGGUCCAAUUUAUGGCCCAUGAGCUCAAGAGCUAUUUGCCUCUGCAGCCGCCUGUGGAUUAUUCCUCAAUGUAUUUCACCAAUAACAGCUUUUCCUCCGAAUACCCCGGGUACUCUUACCGGUGCUCUUGCGUGUACUACCAGAUGAUAUACUACGCUAAGGCCCGCCACUAUUUCGCACCAGGUCGGUGGUUAGAAAUGCAGUUCAUACUGAUGCCUAAACACUGCAGCACCGGCAGUCGUGCGCAAGAUGUCGAGAAAUUCUUGCGACUGCGAUCGUCCGUCGCGAAGGCAACCGGCAAGAAACAUAAGAGGGUGGCCAAGUUCUUUCCCACGUUAUUUCUCAUAGAGGCUUUUGAGUCUAUUCUCGACAAUUAUACAAAUGCUGCCAAUGACGAAGGGAAAGUCGACGAUCUUAGUGACUCUAGCAUUUCGUUUUUCUACGACUCAGUUACGGGUACUGAGUUGCUCACUGAUCAUAUCUCUUCGGUUAUUUCCAGAAUCAGUUCUUACCCAAAAUCCCGCCUUGCUGUCGCUCUGGCGAACUGGUUCACUCCUCUGCUUUAA